AUGUCUACCUUACAGUUUCCUGUGGAUCUCUUGCAAUUAGGUGACGACGACGAAUUUGUUACUCUCGACUCCAACGCCAGUGUCAUGCCCCCCUUUGACAGUACCCCUCGCCGUAUUGCAGAGAUCAUAGGGUUCAUUUCGAGUGGCGGAAACUCUUAUAAGAUAUCGCCCGAAAACUUACACAAACCCUUUGUUCUCCGAGCAAGACUGGACAACCAACGGGACGGCGAGGAUUCGGUAAUCUGUAAGGCUGGGUACGGCAAGAGUUGCUCUGAGAAGCUCAAGAAAGAGGCGCAGAUAUAUAGUGGCAAGCUCUCAAGUCUCCAAGGUAUAUGCGUUCCACGCAUCUAUGGCUACUACACUGGCUGGACUAUCGACGAAGGCCGGCUUUCAGUUCUUGUCAUGGAGGACUGCGGCCAGCCCUUGCCUCGGCUACUCGACGAGCUUCCCCGCCGCGUGAAAGAGAGUAUCGUUGAGUGUCUCAUGAAACUACACCAAGCCGGUAUAGAACACGGGGAUAUUGAUGACGGAAGGAACGUCGUCAUAUGUCCCUCGCAGACCGAUGGAUACGAGGUCAGGAUCGUCGGCUUUGGCGAGGCGGACGACAACCACUCCUGUGAAGUCAAUCCCGAGUUCCUCGAGAAUAGUACCAAUCCUGGCUUCGAGCGCGUCGGCUGUUACGAAAUAUUCGCCGCAUGCGUAGAGUCACAGUUGUGGGAUAAGGACCAUAUCAGUUUUUACGACAUCAAGGUGCCGGUCGACCAGUUGACGAGUGUGGAGAAUCUCUUGGCGGUCACAAACAUCCUCAACGAGCUCGAGGAACACGAGGAUCUGCGUGAAUGGGAAGCGAGGGGUGCAGCUGAGGCCAAGAUUGAUAGCUACCGCCGAUGGUGUGAAGCCCGCGAAUAUUGGGAAUCACUGCCCCUUUUUACUUGA
Molecule: messenger RNA, 936 nt
Organism: Coniophora puteana RWD-64-598 SS2
Lineage: Eukaryota; Fungi; Basidiomycota; Agaricomycetes; Boletales; Coniophoraceae
Exons: 3
Coding region: 1-936 (311 amino acids)
Source: RefSeq, a predicted model, not a curated record